GUAACAUAACAAAAUGUGCAAAAAGUGAAGCGGUGUGAAUACUUUCCGGAUGCACUGUAGAUCAGUUAUAUCUCUUACAGUCCAUAUUCCCUGCAGCCUGGUUGACGGUGAUUGUGAACAGCUUAAUAAAAUAAAUGUUGACACAGAGGUAAUGGCCACAGCAUCACAAAUCACUUUUCAUGGCACUCUGAGUCACAGUUAUCCUACAGAGGUGGUGGCAGCUAGUGGCAGUGUGAUCUGUAUUACCAGCUGAGGUUCCUGUUGCACAGAAUGGAUCAAGGGAGGAUUAAACACAUCAAUCUAAUUUUAAUGCUUUGAACUUCUACCGUCUUUAAGAGGUGAUAAAAGUACACCUGACUUUCAUCAACAUAAGCCAACAUUAUUUCGGGCUGUUCUCCAUGAAGUACAUUUGGUUUUCUUUUUGCAAAAGUGGAUAACUGCACUGAGGAUUUGUGAAAGUGUUAAAGUGAUUUUCCUGAAGGCAGACAAAAAUGUAUUAUUGUCAGGCUGUUGGGAACAAGUGGUGAAGUAAGUGCUGCACACAGAAGAGAACCUCCAGUCUCAUGAGAGUCUUCUCUGAGCUAAUGAGAGACUCCCAGAGAGUAUUAUGGGAAUCCCAAUCACUUCAAGCUUGACACCAGAUAAAACUAAUCACCCAGAAUCUAUUUGCAGAUGUGGGCCAAACGCACAGGUUGUAAAUACGUCUGUAAAUCAGAGAUGUAGCAGGAGGGUAAACCUUUAAAAGAUGACCUACACCUUAAUGACACAGCUGUGUUUCAUGUUAAAGUGCCAUUAAACUGAUGCAUGUUGAGGAUGAGGGGAAAUGAAAGCAGAGAUUAAUAUCAAACAAAUCAAACAAAACUCAAACAUCAAAGAUCGACAGUCUCAAUUUUUUGAAGGCAAAAGUAAACGGGAGAUGAAUGCAGAACAUGGUUGCAGCUUUCUAUUUCCUGCACUAAGGCAUAAUUCAUUUUAAUAGGACAGUCGAAUCUUCCUCUCAUAGUGGUUUUAAUCUUGUGAACAUGAUGAUGAUGACGAACCGACGCACAUCCUUUUUUUUUUUUCUCCCUCUGAGAGAUGACGAAUCUGAGAGGGUCUCGGUGGGGAGCAGCCUCAGAGAGGAGAAGGAGGAGAAACCACUGGCUGUGACAGUGACAGUUGCUUCUCUCACCGGGCCCCCACCUUCGCUUCAGCUUCUUCUUCAUCAUCAUCAUCAUCACCCUCAGCAACAGCAGCUUCAGCUUCAUCUGCAGCAGAAGCAGAAGCAGCAUCCAUCGACAGCGCGGAGAACAAACAGGCAGCACGCAUCUUCAAGAGGCGCUCCACACGAAGGGGAAGAUGGGGGGAUGGCAGUCGACCGAAUUUAAGGAUCAAGAAAUCAAACGAGAUCUUCCUUUAUGAUACAAAGCAUUGGUUAUGCAUCGAUAGGAACUGUUGAAGGAAAAAGCAGAUUACACCCUCAGGCGUAUAAAGAAACAUGGAUGUAUCUUCAUCCUCGCUGCAGUACGGAUCAAAAAAGCGGGUUAAGAUUCACCCAGACACGGUGACAGUGAAAUAUGCCACUCACUUCCCCCAGCCUGGUGAUGAAGGCUACGAUGACGCACCCUCUUUUGAGGAUUUUGGCGCCUUCGCAGAGGCCAAUGUGGGAAAGAGGCUAGUGUCAGACAGCAAAAGCGGCAGGACUUUCUUUGGAACCAUGGAGACCCAGCCUAAAACACCAAAUGUGCAAAAAGACAAGGGGGUCGGGGGUCAGCUGGCCAGCUUCGGUGAGGCGAAUGUGUUAGCCUCCAGGGUGACCUGGAUGGCCUUGUUUGGGGCAGCGGUGGCUCAUGGUUGUGUGGCGCUCAUUACUCGCUUAGCGGCUGACCGCUCCAAAGUACCCUCCCUCGAGCUGCUCUUCAUCCGCUCCGUGAUCCAAGUGCUGUCCAUCCUGGUGGUCUUCUACUACCAUGAGGCCCCCUUUGGCCCUAAGGGCUACCGGCUACGUCUCUUCUUCUACGGCGUGUGUAACGUUAUCUCGAUCACCUGCGCCUACACCUCUUUUGCCAUAGUACCACCCAGUAAUGGCACCAUCAUGUGGCGUGCUUCCACCACAGUCUUCAGUGCAAUACUGGCCUUCCUGUUGCUGGAUGAGAGGCUGGGCUACACAGAUGUGGUCACAGUGGUGGGAAGCGUGUUCGGUCUGUGCCUGGUCAUGGUGCCAAACGUAGCAGAUGAAGAGAAAUCCAGGCUGGGGUUUUGGAAGGAGGCCUUUGGCUACACAAUGACAGUGAUGGCCGGCUUGACGGCUGCCCUCUCCAUGAUCGUCUACAGAGCCAUCAAGGAGCGUGUCAGCAUGUGGACGGCACUCUUUACCUUCGGUUGGACGGGCACGGUGUGGGGUGCCUCCACCAUGUUUAUCAUGCAGGAGCCGAUAAUUCCUCUGGAUGGGGAGACCUGGGGCUAUUUAAUUGGGAUCUGUAUCUGCUCCACGGUUGCGUUCCUUGGAGUCUACUAUGCUCUAAACAAGUUUCAUCCAGCCUUAGUCAGCACCGUGCAGCACCUAGAGAUCGUGGUUGCCAUGUUCCUCCAGCUCAUAGUUCUGAGGAUGAUCCCAUCUGUCUACGACGUCAUCGGAGGCCUGGUCAUAAUGAUCAGUGUGUUCACCCUGACUGGAGUCAAGCUGUACAGGGUGAGCAGGGCCAUACGGCAGGAUUAUCAAGAGAUACUAGACUCACCCAUCAAAUGAGUUUUGAUAUAUCAGUCUAAUUGUUUACAAUGUUGCUUGGUCGUGCAAUUUAAAGAAUGUCUGGAUCUUCAUCUGAUUAUUUUGCAUUGUUGUGUUGUUGGGAGGGUGCCAGUUGUGUAACUAAUGUCUUAAUAUUUGUGUGUGAAAUAAAAAGACAAAUGUAAUAUGGUGACCAUUUCCCCCUGAUAGUACUGCUUUAAUGUCAAAUUGUGUCCAAAAUGUCAUAAAAAAAACAAACAAAAAAACAAAACAAAACAAAAAGAGUCAGUUUAAUUUUUGUGAUUUAUUUUGCUCCAACAUUUUGAACAAUAUUGAAUCUGGUCUUGUGAGUGGCAGUGUAAGACGAUCAUAUAAAGGAUAUGGACCUUUCAUAAGAACAACAUCAGGGUAUCAUGUUUCUCUCUGUUGUCACACUGCCACACUUGUCACAUUGUGUAAAUGUCAGUCCCAAAUCAUUCAUACUACAUACAAGGAAUGAAAAAAUAAAGAUAAAUACCACCCACGUUUCAUAAAAUAACUGGUAUUGCUUUUCUUAGCCUUAAUCUGUUGCUUGGCAAGAUGGUGUAAUAAUUCAAACACAAUGCUGUUGUAGCAGAGCCAGUAUAU
Scatophagus argus is the source of this 3334-nucleotide messenger RNA. RefSeq names its product solute carrier family 35 member G2b (gene slc35g2b). Gene Ontology annotation, cellular component: membrane. Lineage: Eukaryota; Metazoa; Chordata; Actinopteri; Scatophagidae. The coding region runs from base 1478 to 2728 and encodes 416 amino acids. The transcript is spliced from 2 exons. The record is from RefSeq and is a predicted model, not a curated record.